This is a messenger RNA of Paramecium sonneborni, 614 nucleotides long. The record is from the annotation of a GenBank genome assembly. NCBI's taxonomy places the organism in Eukaryota, Ciliophora, Oligohymenophorea, Peniculida, Parameciidae.
AGUUUAAUGGGUUCUUGUUGUUAAACUAGCCAAGUAGUUGGAGAUUAGUAUGUAUUCCCAGAUGGAGGAGUAUAUAGUGGAGAAUUGAAAGAUGGAUUACCAGUAUGAAUGAUUAAUAAGUAAAAGCAUGGUGUAGGUGCUAUAUCAUUUGAGAAUGGUUCAUAAUUUUAAGGACAUUUUGAGAAUGGAAUGAAGAAUGGUAAAGGUAUUUUUAGAUGGAGUGAUAAUUCUUAUUAUGAUGGAGAAUUUUUGAAUGAUGCAUUUAAUGGUUAUGGUGAGUUUUAUUGGAGUAAUGGUAAUUGGUACAAAGGAUAAUGGAUAAAAGGGAAUAUGUAAGGUGAAGGAUAAUUAUAUUCUGAUGGUAAAACAUAUAAAGGUUUAUAAAUUUUAAUGAUAAUAAUAGGUGAGUUUGAGAAUGAUAAGAGAAAUGGUAAGGGAGAAUAAACUUGGCCAAAUAGAUAAAAAUAUAUAGGAGAAUGGAAAAACGGUAAAAUGCAUGGCAAAGGAUAACUUAUAGAGUCAAAUGGUAGAGUAAUUGAAGGAGAAUGGGUAAAAGGAAAAAAGAAAUGAUAAUUUCGUAUAUUUAAUUUUAUAAUAUAUAAUUUGAUUGAGAC